CGUCCUCAUCAAUCGAUUAAAAAUGUUUACGCCGUUACUGAGGAGAAUAAUGCAAUAUUAGAAAACUUUUGGUAAAAUAUGUGAACACAAACACUGCAAAAUGCAAGAAGAUAAUGUACAAGUAGCAGUAAGGGUUCGCCCUCUGCUACCAAAAGAACAACUAGCCUCAGAGCAGAUGUGUGUAAGAAUAAUACCUACUACAAAACAAAUUGUUAUGGGAAAAGAUAGAGCUUUCACUUAUGACCAUGUUUUAUCUUCUAAAUCGACACAGACUGAAGUAUAUGAAACCUGUGUAGAACCUUUAGUAAACAGUUUAUUUGAAGGUUAUAAUUCUACAGUAUUUGCUUAUGGACAAACCGGAUCGGGUAAAACAUUUACUAUAGGAGGUGGUAAUAUUACAUCUUUAACAGAAGAAGAAUAUGGUAUUUUACCUAGAGCGCUUAAAGAAAUGUUUUAUAUCAUGCAAGAAAACUCUAAAGUAGAAUAUAGUAUAAGAGUAUCUUAUAUAGAGAUUUAUAAAGAAGAAUUAAAAGAUUUAUUAGAUGCAGAUAGUUCUAAUAAAGACUUACAUGUUAGAGAAGAUGAGAAUGGCAAUACAGUUAUAACUGGGACACGUGAAGUAGCUUGUGAAUCAUUAGAUGAAGUCAUGGAUUUGUUAGAAUGUGGUUCUGCAGCAAGACAAACUGGUUCUACACAGAUGAAUGAACAUUCCAGUCGUUCUCAUUCUAUAUUUACUAUUGUUAUUAGUCAGUCAUGGAGCGAAGAUGAUUUUGAUUUGAGUAGAAAUAGUAGUGCUAGUAAGGCAAGGAAAGUAUCGGUGUCUGAUAGUUCAGAAUCUUUACCCGAGAUUUCUCAUUUUAUGUCUGGCAAGUUUCAUUUUGUUGAUCUGGCUGGUUCAGAAAGGGCUCAUAGAACAGGCAAUGUUGGUGAUAGAUUUAAAGAGUCCAUCCAUAUCAAUACAGGGUUGUUAUCACUGGGUAAUGUAAUUAGUGCCCUUGGUGAUCCAAAGAAAAAAUCUACUCACAUUCCAUAUAGAGAUUCAAAAAUUACUAGAUUACUGAAGGAUUCUCUUGGUGGAAAUGCUAAAACUUUAAUGAUCUGUUGUAUUAGUCCCGCAGCAUCCAACUUUGAUGAAUCAUUGAAUGCACUGAAAUAUGCUAAUAGGGCCAGAAAUAUCAAGAAUAAACCAAUAAUAAAUCGUGAUAUUCAGUCAAUUAGAUUUGAAGAAAUGCAAAGUGAAAUAAAGGCUUUGAGAGAAGAAUUAUCUCGACAAAGAACAUCUGUGUUGAGUGCUGCAGGCGGUGAUUGUAACAUGGAGAGAGCUAUGCAGGAUGCAAAUCAUAUUAAAGACUUAGAGGACAGUGUUAUAAGGCUGCAGACAGAAUGUGCUCAUUAUAGAAUGAUUGCAGAAGAAGCUUAUAAACAACUAAUGGAGAUACAAGAACGGGAUAUUUUAACGAAAAGUCAGGAUUUUAGACUAAAAGAUUGGCUUGAACUAAUGGAAGAGAUCAAGAAUAAAGUUCCAUCAACACUAACACCGGGUGAGAUGGAGAAUAAAACCAUAAUAGAAUUAGAACAUCAGCUCAAAAAGUGUAGAGCAGAUCUUGUCAGUGAUGAAGAAAUAUUUUCAGAAAAGGCCAAAGAAAUGAAUAGUUUAUCAAAUAGAAUAGUUCAAUUGGAAGAUGCAGCUGAAGAUACAGCAAAUGCAUUGUUAUUAUCAGAAGAAGUUGUUCAGAAACAGGAACAGCAACUCUUACAACAACAGAUUAAAAUAGAAGAACUUCAGAAAGCAUUAAAGAGUGCUUUGGUACGACAGAGCAGUAUUAUAGACAGUGAUUGUACAAUUACAGACAGACAACCAACGUCUAGUCGACGUCCUAAAUCUGUUCCAGUUCAUCUACACAGACAACCUAGUAAUAAUGGUAAUCGACCGUUAUCUCGGAACAUAAAGACAAGUCCGGCUCUUUUUUCUUUAGAGCGAGUUAUGCAGAGUUUUCGCGCGCGUAGUCAGUUAUUAGUGAGUAGAUUAGAGGAUCAUGACGAUGUUUUACAUCAGACAUUUAGUGAUGAUAGUUCAUAUAGUGAUUCUGAAGGGGAUGUGGAAGGUCAGUUUGUUAGAAAAGGAACAUUUAGAGUGAAGAAAGGUGGUUGUAGAAAUGCUACUGUAGACGGUAAUAAUCCAUCUGAUGUGAGAUCAAGUACUAGAAUUUUAGAUCACAGUAUGGAUAUGCAAGAUGGACGACAACAAGAAAGUCGUUUAACGUACACCAAUAUAGAAACACGAACAAGUGCAGAAAUACAAAAGAAAAAGAUAAAACAAGCUCAACUUAAAGUUCUUGAAUCAAAUCAGAAGAUGAGAGAUCUCUCAAUUAAUAUUAGAAUGAAAGAACAACUUAUAUGUGAACUAGUUAAAACUGGUAAAGAUGCAGAACUUAUGAAUAAACAGUAUGAAGAAAAAAUUAAAAGUCUAGAAAAGAUGAAACAAAUAGUAGAGAAGGAAUUACAAGGUACACAGAGGGCUUUACAAGAUUUAGAACAUAAAGAACACCAAGAAACGGCUGAAAAACAGAAACUACAAACUGAAUAUAAGAAGAAAAUUGAUGCUGCUAAAAGUAAAAUGACAGCUUUACAACAGAAACAAAGGGAUACAAAAAAGGUUGUAGAUUUUGCAGAGCAAAAUGAGAAAAAAAUUCAAGAUUUACAAUUAGCUGUUGAUAGAAUGAAACAACAGCAAGACCAUCUUCAUAAAAAACUUAAAGAUGAAACAGAACAGAAGUCAAGAAUAGAAAGAGAUAUGCAAAAAGAAUUACAGAAAGUAAAAGAAUUAGAAAUAAAGAAUGAACAACAACAGAAAAUAUUAAAAAGGAAGAAUGAAGAAAUAGCUGCUGCUCAAAGACGACUAAGAUCUGGUUCUUUACCUCCUAUACAGAUGGAACAGUUAGAGAAACUAGAAGAACAGAAACGAUGGCUAGAUGGUGAAAUGGACAAAAUAAUACAACAAAGACAACAAAUGGAAGGAUUACAAGAGGAGUUGAGAAAGAGGGAAGAUAUCAUUGUUAAAAAGGAGGCCAUAUUGUCAGAGAAGAGUGAAUUAGAAAUCAAGAAACUUCGUUCAAGUCAGAUGCUAAGCAAGGACCUGGUAACAAUGUCUAGUAAACUAGAUUCUAUAGAAAAACGAAUAGAUGAGAAGAAGAAAGAAUAUGGCGAAGUACCAGAAGAUAGAAGAUCUGUUGUAAAAGAAGAAAUGCAAAAGUUGAAACAUAGUCGUGAUAAAUUACAAAAACGUAGAUUAGUAAUUGAUGAAAAACUUGGUUGUGGGGAAGUUCUGUCUCAUGAAGAAGAAAGAAGACUAAUAGAGUUAGAUGAAGCUAUAGAAGCUUUAGAUGCUGCUAUUGAAUUUAAAAAUGAAACCAUCACAAGUCGUCAGACUGAGAUUAGACAGUCACAAAUAAUCACACAACAGAGUGAUGAAAGUGUAAUGAACAGAAUCAACUUGUUGAAAACAUCUGAGAUUAAAUCUCUACUAGCUAGAUAUUUUGAUAAAGUUAUUACAUUACGUGAAGAAGAACGUAGAAUAACUUUGACUUGCAGUGAAUAUGAGGUUAAAGUGGAUGAACAGGAGAGAUUAAUUCGUGAAUUAGAAAGUGCUUUACAACGUACAACAAUGGAUAUAGAUAGACGAUUAACUAAGCAACAGAGGGAGUAUGAACAGAAGAUACAACUAUUAAUGAAUCAGUUAACAGAUGGAGGAAUGUCAAGUGGGGAUGCAGCUGUUGAUGUCAGAAUGCAGCAAUUAGAAAAAGAAUUAUAUUAUUAUAAGAAGACUAGUCGAGAUUUAAAGAAGAAAAUAAGAGAUUUGAUAUCUAGUGGUGUUUUAACGUCUCAAGCUUUUGAAGAUAUUAGUGUGAUUAAUUCUCUAGCAGAAACACCUAGAAAUGUUACCAAUAAGGAAAUUCCGAGAAGUCGUCCAUCCAGUAGUAGAGAUCGAGAUCCUGGUGAUUAUCGGAAUUCUGCUAGAUCAGUUCGUAACUCGAGCACUGAUUUACCACAAAUAACUACACCAGUUAAAAUAUCACGCAAAGAUUUACGUCCAAUGACUGACGAAGAAGUACAGAUGAGAAAAUCAAACAUCAGUAAAAGUAUUAAUGGUUCCCAUUUACAUGAUUCCUUGGAAAGUCAGAAUAAUCCAUGGUCUUAGCCCAUAUGAUAAUUCAAGUAUCUUACAUCCAUCCAUCCAUUAGAUAAUAUAUAUUCAGACAUAUUUAAUGUGUGAAAUAUAACCAUAGUAUUUAAACCAGUAUUGUUGUAUGUAUUGUUAUUAUUAUGUUAUUUAUGCUUAUAGAUUGUAAAUAUUAUAUUGUUUCAUCAUUUUGUAUCAUAAUUUAAUCAAUCAUUAGACAAUAUAAGUUCAUAAUAUUAUAUUUACACCUGGUUUCCAAUAGUGUGUAUCACGUUUUUUUUUUUUUUGCUGGUGGAUUUCUCAGCGAGACAUUUUCAAAACCAGCCAGAGAUUGAUGGGAAGAAAAUGUCUCAAACAACACAGUUUUACACCCAUGUGUAGAUAUGUAGCUUUGUGUGGAAUUGCUUUAAGUAACAUUUUAAUCCACAAUUAAAUGAUGUCCUAAACAGAAUGCUUAUGUGGUUAUUUAUAUUUUUGGUCUCUGUCCAUCUUUUCUGCCUUGUAUCUAGACUAAAAUAUCCACAUAUUGGUGAAAACUGAGAAGUGGAUAUAUACUAAUUUGUAGAAAGGUUAAUUUCUCAUUUAUUACAACAUUGCUAACAAUAAAGGCUAUUUGUAUAUAAUACUGUAAGUGUUAAAUUAAAACACUUUAUUUAUCUAAUGAAUAAGAAAAAACAGAAUUUAAAUAACAAAUCCUUUAGUCUAAAAAUAAUAAUAAUAGUAUGUACACAUGUUAUAAGUGUCUGGCUAUAUUAAUUACAUUCAAACCUUGCCAUAUGUUACAACAACGAAAAAACAAAUGCUUCUAUCAAACAUGUUGGAGUGACAAAUAGACUUAAUGAUGAUCAUGAUAAGUCUGCAAUAAGCUUAUAGACACCACCUUUUGUACCUAGACAAAUCUAUAUCAACAUCAUUCUUCAUAUAUUAUUUUAAAGCAUGGUAUACUUGUACCACAAUAUUUACAUUGUGGUACCGUACCUAUUCAUUCAUGAACAUACCCCAUGUUCAUUGUAUUUGCAUUUAGAUCAAAUUUCAGAAAAGUUUGAUAAUUACUGCCUGCUCUGUGUAAAAAUAGAUAUUGUUUUUGAAUACAAAUUUUUCCUGUAUUAUCAAUCCAUCCUUGAUUGUACUUUAAUUUGUAUGAUUUUCUGUGUCUAUCUUGAUCGCAUGGAAUGCUUAUGCAUGUAGAUUAAGAUAAUAAUUAUAUGCAAUUAAUUAUAUGAGAAUAAUAAUUUUAAACUUGACUUGUGAAUUAGAAAUCCACUUCUUGGUUAUUUAAUUUCGAAAAACAAUUAUCUACCUUAGAAUUAUAUUGCUCUAACUUCAUUUUUAUAUGCCCACAGUUUCAUGUGGACGUAUAUUGUCAUCGCCCCUGUCCGUCCGUCUGUCUGUCCACAAUUUGAUUGUGGACACUCUACAGGUCACAAUUCUUAUCCGAUUUUAUCGAAACUUGAAAUAUAGGUUUAUCUCAAAAGGAUCUUGAUAUUGGCAUGUAUCGGAUCAAAACUUCAUGGAUUUUAGCCCCUGAUUGUACGAAAAAUCAUAUUUUUAGCUUGUGGACACUCUAAGAGGUUCCAAUUUUUAUCUGAUUUAGAUGAUACCUGAAAUGUAUGUUUUAUAACCCAAAGAUCUCGGUUCUUUUUGACAUUCGUGCAUAUUGGAUCGCAACUUCCAGGAUUAUGGCCCCUGAUUGUGCAAAAAAUCACCGUUUUUUGCUGUGGUUUUCCUAGAGGUCAAAAUUUUUAUCUCAUAAAAAAACGUUCAAAUAUAUCACUGUUACACCACAAUGAUGACCAAAACUGCCAUACAAAAUGGCCACUCUAUGUACACAAAUAGUGUUAACGUAAUGUAAUUUCAAGUUUGUGAACCCUCUAGAGGUCACAAUUUGGAUCGGAUUUUGAUGUGUUUAUGUCCCAAAGAUCUCAGUUCCUUUCAAUAUUCACACAUAUCGGAUUAUGACCCCUGAUUGUUCAAACUUGGUGUAGGUGUUUAUUAGGUGAAUGCCUUGAUGAAGUUCGAAGAUGAGUCUUUUCUGCUUAGGGUAAGCAGAGAUAAGCAACUUGAUUGGUUGAUGCUUUGGGACACAAUAACUUUGUUUCUAAUUAAGUGAGAGAGAGAUGAAACUUGGUGUAUCGUUUUAGGACAUCAAUACCAUGACUAAGUUGAUAAUGAGCAUUUUCUGGUCAAUGUAAGCAGAGUUGUCUUGUUUUAUAUUAAGGAAGUAACACGAUAUCGAUAUAUGGGCAUAUGUGGUUCAAAUGUCAAUUUCAAAUAUCAAUAAAUUAGUGUUGAUCUGUUUUACCGACUAGUAGAUAUGUAUUGAUUUACUUAUUCCUGUGAAGUAAUUAGGAUCUAGUAAACUAUACCUAGUAGUUUAUUUUAACUAAAGAUCUAGUAUAUAUUAUAGAAUAUUUUGUAAUUCUAUCACAAUCCCUCCAACAACCUUUAUUACAGAGUUUAUUUAUUGUUAUGUUAUUUGAUUUAUUUAUGAAUUAUUGUAAAUACAGGGUCUAAUUUAUUUGUGAUUGUUUUGUAUAUUAGGCAAGAUGUCUUGUGUAUGAAACAUAUCAAUUGUUUUACAAUAUUGGAUAUGAAAAAGUCCCAAAGACACAGUCAUAGUGCCCCCUUCCUAAUCCCUCCAUUGGCAUACAUUUUAUUACUUUGCAUCAUGAUAAAACGGUGAUCUGUACCAGUGAAAAGGAAUCAAACAACUUAAUCACAUGGAUCAAUUUGGAUUAGUUUAUUUAAGACUCUUCAUUUCACCAUUCAUUGUUAAUCACAUUUAUGUAGGCCCACAAUAGCACAUUAUAGGCUGCUGUUAAUAAUUAAGAGAUAUUAAAUAUCAAACAUAUAUUAUUCAUUGGUUAAUACAGUAAUAAUAUGUGAAUUCAUAUACUCUUUUAGAGGUAAGUAAUACAUUUAAAAUUUUUUCAGCUUUUCUCUGAUUUCUCAAUAUAUUUCCGUCCUUCAGUAAUAUUAUUAUCUUGUUAUUUGUUACAGUAAUAUUUUGUGAUAAAGCCAUUUGACCUAUUGUACAUGAAAACUACUUAUGUCCUCUAUUAACAUUCCAUUCUUCAAAUAUGUUCAGUCUUUUUAUUCCAAGAAUUCUUGUUUUGAUUUAUGUAAAGGUACAUGUAGUUUUAUUACAACUAACGCUUUGUAGGGAACUUAUAUUAUAGUCCCAGAGAAAGGAAAAAGAUCAGUCUAGCAAGUUUGGUUCAUUUGGGCAUUUUUUGAAGAAGGUGAACAAUUAUCUAUGCAAAUGUUUUGACAAGCUCCUGUAUAGUUGUUAUAUAUUUGUUCAUCUAGUUCAGCCUUCAUAUUGUAAGAACAUCAAAAAUGCCUCAGAUUGCAAUACAAAAUAGUCACUGAGUUAUUUUCCAGUCUGUAUAACAACUUGGAAUUUGAAAUGAUUAUGAUUUAAGAUAAUUCUUCAUUAUUAUAUUUUGUUUAAAAUGAACUGUCAAUAGCUUGAUUUUGAUUUCUGUAUCAAGUUCUUGACUAUUGCAUGGACUUGUUUUUAUUAGUAUGAUUAUUAUCUUUUAUUCAUAUACUGUGUUCUUAUAUCAUAGGUUUUUCAAGAAUUGCUGAGUUCAUAAUAUUGUCUGAUCAUAAUAAAACAUAAUAAA
Molecule: messenger RNA, 7809 nt
Organism: Patella vulgata (common limpet)
Lineage: Eukaryota; Metazoa; Mollusca; Gastropoda; Patellidae
Product: kinesin-like protein KIF27
Exons: 36
Coding region: 101-4198 (1365 amino acids)
Biological process (GO): mitotic spindle organization; microtubule-based movement
Molecular function (GO): microtubule binding; ATP binding; microtubule motor activity
Source: RefSeq, a predicted model, not a curated record